UCUGUGUCUUGCUAACGCGUGAUUGCCCAUCCCCGCUGUCACUCACGGUGUUUUGCUCGUUGGCCAGCAGUUCGCCUUCAUCUCACUCUCUGUUUACCAUAACGAUUUCCAACGAGUCUACCCGAGCGGACGCACCAUUACCAGGAAGCGGAUGUUGUUGACGGCUUCGUUUCAACUACUUCCGGUUUUAAUGGCAGGCUAACCCCGAAAAAGCAGAAGACGGCUCGUUUGACCUCCUUUUUCAUGUAAUUUAAUGGACAGACAGUGUUUUACGAACAAUGGCUUCUCUUAGCCAAUGGAGUUAUUUUCAAUCGUCUUAUAGUUUUGUCGUGUCAGUGUGGAGAACAGCUCGGUGAGAGAGCAUACCGGGUGGCUAGCUCGCUCAUGAAACCAUGGCAAGUGCUCGGCUCCUUCUCCCCAAAGAUGACGAAACACAUUUGUUAACAGUGCGGGAUUAUUAACCUAAUUAUUAGGCAAUAUGGAUUUACAAGGACUGUUGGGUUAUUUAAUUUACUAAGAGGGGAGUGGGCCUUUCGGAUGUUUGCUUAAGUUAACAGCAUUUGUUUUUUAGUGAUAAAGUUUAGAAAAGUUGCAAAUGUUGCCAAGGGAAGGACACGUAAAUUGACACACUCAUGAAUUCAUUAAUACAUUAGCUUAACUGAAUACAUUUUGGGGGCCUAUAUAGUGUCAACGUGUCACAUCCUGAUUUCAGUAGAUCCUGUUUGGGAAAAGUAAACAAACAGCCUAACUAACCAAUGACAUGUGAUACAUAUUGCUAUUCAUUUUUUGACAGAAGAUUGAGUGCAAGUGGCCUGGACUUCACUAUGUAAACCUGCAUUACCUUCCAUUUGAGCAUGAUUUUAAAGGUGCCGUCUUGUUAGAUUUGCGUUGAAGUGAUAAGGGAGGGGUGCUUAGUAUAGUUUAGGUAUACUUUGCUCCACAUCUGCCACAAUGCCAUCCGCACUUUUCGUCUUGGCACUGCUCGCAGCCUUAUGUAGCCUGGGAUGUGCCAUGUCACGGGAGGAGAAACAAAAGUUGAGGGCUCAAGUAGUUGAGAUGUUUGACCAUGCAUACCAAAAUUACAUGGACCAUGCAUAUCCAGCCGAUGAGCUGAUGCCUCUAACAUGCAGAGGAAGAGUGCGUGGACUGGAACCCAGUCGGGGCGAUGUAGAUGACGCGCUGGGAAAGUUCUCUUUGACCCUCAUAGACACUCUGGAUACUCUUGUGCUUUUGAACAAGACAACAGAGUUCGAGGCAGCAGUCAGGAGAGUCCUGUCAGACGUGAGGUUGGACAAUGACAUUGUGGUGUCUGUCUUUGAAACCAACAUUCGUGUCCUCGGAGGUCUGUUGGGCGGCCACUCUAUGGCUGUGAUGCUGAAAGAAGAAGGUCAACACAUGCAGUGGUACCGGGAUGAGCUGCUGCACAUGGCUAAAGACCUGGGCCUGCGUCUGCUGCCAGCCUUCAACACCAGCAGCGGCCUUCCUUACCCCAGGGUGAACUUGAAAUACGGCGUCAGGGGUCCUGAGACGAGGACGGGCACAGAGACGGACACCUGCACAGCAUGCGCGGGGACCAUCAUCCUGGAGUUUGCUGCGUUAAGUCGCUUUACUGGGGAUCCUGUAUUUGAGGCCCAUGCCCGGAGAGCCCUGGACUUUCUCUGGGAGAAGAGGCAGAGGAACAGCAAUUUGGUGGGAACAACCAUCAACAUCCACUCAGGAGAGUGGGUUCGCAGGGAUAGUGGAGUUGGAGCAGGAAUUGACUCGUACUAUGAAUACCUACUGAAGGCCUACGUUCUCCUGGGAGAUGACCAGUUUCUGCAUCGCUUCAAUAUUCACUAUGCAUCCAUAAUGAAGUACAUUAGCCAGCCUCCGCUGCUGCUGGAUGUCCACAUCCACAAACCUCUGCUUCCAGCUCGGACCUGGAUGGACUCUCUGCUGGCUUUCUUUCCUGGCCUCCAGGUGUUGAAGGGGGACAUCCGUCCAGCCAUUGAGACUCAUGAAAUGUUGUAUCAAGUUACCAAGAAACACAACUUCCUUCCAGAGGCUUUCACUACAGAUUUCAGGGUACACUGGGCCCAGCAUCCUCUAAGGCCAGAAUUUGCAGAGAGCACCUAUUUCCUUUACAAGGCAACAGGUGACUCGUACUACCUGGAAGCAGGUCGCACCAUCCUGGACAACCUUAACCGCUUUGCUCGCGUUCCCUGUGGCUUUGCUGCUAUGAAGGACGUGCGCACCGGUAGCCAUGAAGACCGUAUGGACUCUUUCUUCCUUGCCGAGAUGUUUAAGUACCUUUUCCUGCUCUUUGCCGAUGGGGUGGACCUACCCUUUGAUGUGGAGGACUACGUCUUUACGACCGAGGCACAUCUCUUGCCUCUGUCACUCUCCAGGGCUCCUCGCUCUUCCUCUUUAGUUCCCUCAAAUAGAACGAUACCUCAAUCAUCAGAAGAGCUGGAUGAUUCAAACUUUGACUGGACCUGCCCCAACACACGUCUCUUGUUCCCUGACCCCGCCUUUCCCCGUAAUCUGAGGGAACCGAUUCGUAGCGUGGUGGACAAGAGUUGCCCGCGUCCUGCUCCUCACAGGGAGCCCGGCAUGGGAACCCCUCCUCUGAGAGCGCAGGACUUCAUGGCGAACAACCCAGAGCAUCUGGAGCUGCUGAGAAGGAUGGGUGUCAGCCUGAUCCAUCUGAAAGAUGGCAGGGUGCAGCUGGUGCAGCAUGCUACGCAGGCAGUGAGCCCCAUAGCAGCAGAGGAUGGCAUACGCUUCAUGCAGGAGAUGAUGGAGCUUUCCAGCCAGCAGCAAAAAGAGCAGCUGCCACCCCGAGCCAUUCAGAUUGUCUCGCAUCCCUUCUUUGGCAGGGUGGUGCUGACCGCCGGCCCAGCACAGUUUGGCACAGAUUUGUCCAAAAGCACAACAGGGGUUCGUGGCUUUGUGACGGUUGCCGAGCCUUACACCGGCUGCAGUGAGAUUACCAAUGCCGAGUACAUGCAGGGCCACAUCGCUUUGCUCCAGAGGGGCCAGUGUAUGUUUGCGGAGAAGGCCCGCCACAUCCAGAAGGCCGGUGCCAUCGGAGGCAUUGUCAUCGACGACAAUGAGGGAAGCAGCAGCGACACAGCCCCUCUAUUCCAGAUGGCCGGCGACGGCCGCAGCACGGAGGACAUCACCCUGCCCCUCCUCUUCCUCUUCCACAAGGAGGGCAAUAUCCUCCAGGAGGCGCUGAAGGAAUAUCGAGAGGUGGAGGUCCUGCUGAGCGACAAAGCCCGGGACAGAGCAGCCAUAUUCAAAGGUAAAGCUCUUCCUGGAAGCCUGUUUGAGGGCAGUGCAGACGUCGUUCAUGAGGCAGAGGAGGACUGCCAAAUGGAGGCCACGACUCCCACUUCUUUCGCACCCAUUGGCCAAUCGCAGUCGAGCACGGCAGAGUCGGACGGAUCAAAGGUGAUUUCAUCAAAGGAAGAUCCAGACACAAGUCCAGCAGAGGAUGUCAAUCCUACGACAUCCGCUGAACGGGUAACAGAGGACUCUGAAAAGAAAGUGGAGCCUGAAAAUGACGCAGACUCCAACAGCCAAUCGGUGGACGAACUGCUAGCCGAUUGGCACGAGGACCUGGAGGCGUUUCGGCAGAUGGAGAAAGACGAGCUUUGACAUCACCCGUAGUCCAACAUGAACAUUUAGUGGUUGUGACCAUAAUCUUUAUCUUCCUCUCUUGCUGUGUGCGGGCGGCAUGCAGUGCCAAGGCUGGCCACGCAAAUGCAUUAGCGGACCAUAGUGGAGUCCUCUUAAGCCUGGUUGAUGACAGAUGAGACACCAGGAUUCUUACCUCAUUUUGUCAGACAUUUCUUUUUAACACUUGUUAACUAAUUGUUAUCAAGAAGCAGCUUUUGUGCAUCUUCCACUGAUAUCUACUGAGUAAUUAUGGAAACUGGCCGAAAAAUCCCCCACUGGUAACAAAAGUGGAAAAACCAGCACCAAUUCCUGGCGCAACAUUUUUUUGUGCUUAAUCCUCUUAAUUUAGUGCAAAUUAUUACCUCCACUGUCUUCUAUGCAUUUCUGAGACUUCUUUUAAUGUAAAAUUACUGUCAGACCAACAUGGUCUACCAAUCUUAUUUAAUUAUUUUCCCAGGCCGAGUUGUUAGCAUGUUGGCCACACAGUCAGGAGAUCGGGAAGAUCUGGGUUCGAAUCUAUGUUGGGCAUCUCUGUGUGGAGUUUGCAUGUUGUCCCCGUGCGUGGGUUUUCUCCGGGUACUCCGGUUUCCUCCCACAUUCCAAAAACAUGCGUGUUAGGUUAAUUGGAGACGCCUGAAAUUGUCCAUAGGUAUGAAUGUGAGUGUGAAUGGUUGUUUGUCUAAAUGUGCCCUGCGAUUGGCUGGCAACCAUGCCUCUCACCUGAAGUCAGGUGGGAUAGGCUCCAGCACAACUGCGACCCUAGUGAGGAUAGGCGGCAUAGAAGAUGAUGAUGAUGAUGAUUAUAAAUUCAAGGGUGUGGUUCUAAUACAACUUUGCAAGUCUUCUUUGUGGCAGACUUUAAACCAAACAUACAGUACGUCACCUGACAAUAUAAAUAUGUAUUUGUCGAUAUUUAUUGACUGAAAUAAUACAAAAACCGUUUGCUCAGGUGUCCGGCCAAGUUGUCCCAUACGUGCUGUACAUGCCCCUCCCAGCAGCGUGCCAUGCCUGUGUUGGCCACAGGGGGGUGCUAAAGGAUCUGUCGUUCAAACAAACAGGAGCAGAAUUAAUGAUGAAUUAUCGCGAUUAAAUUAAUAAAAGUUGGGAAGUGAAUUGUGAAGACUGUCAUUGAUCUGUUUGAGCAAUGGUAAUGUGUGUAGAUGUUGAGUGAGGUGAUUAAUACAACACAAGGGUUUUCGUUUGCAAUUGUUAGUAUGUUUAGGUAUAUGUUUUCGAUAGAUAACAUUUUGAGCCAUAUUGUGUUUGAGAAAAUAGCUAUUUGUUUCAAUGGCCGCUUUCUGUAGGUGUACCAAAACUUUUUUUCAUACAGCCUAGUCUGCUAUUUUAUCAUAGUCUAUCAUCCGAUGACUAGAUUGAUACCUGUAGAAAGAUGCAAUCAAAUUAAAAUAAUAAUUAUUAUAAUAAUAUAAUUAUGUUAAUUCAUAGAUUUUCACAUUUUAUUUCUACUACUUAAACUCUUAAACCCCCAAAGAAAAUAGCUAGAUAUUACGUAUUUUUUUAAUAUAUUUUUGUUUUAUAGUUUUUCAUUAUCAUUACAUUAGAUCUUUUUUUAUUACUUUUAAAAAAUAAUUAAAUGUACUGUAUUUAGAUUUUAAGAAUAUAUACAGUAUAGCUAUGAUUGAUAAACCCCAUGGACAGAUAGACAUAAUUCA
Molecule: messenger RNA, 5336 nt
Organism: Dunckerocampus dactyliophorus (ringed pipefish)
Lineage: Eukaryota; Metazoa; Chordata; Actinopteri; Syngnathiformes; Syngnathidae
Gene: edem3
Product: ER degradation enhancer, mannosidase alpha-like 3
Exons: 22
Coding region: 952-3642 (896 amino acids)
Biological process (GO): carbohydrate metabolic process; mannose trimming involved in glycoprotein ERAD pathway; endoplasmic reticulum mannose trimming
Cellular component (GO): membrane; endoplasmic reticulum
Molecular function (GO): mannosyl-oligosaccharide 1,2-alpha-mannosidase activity; calcium ion binding
Source: RefSeq, a predicted model, not a curated record